GCCGGCCAAGGACACGCAGCCUUGUGCGUGUCCCCCACCCCUGCUGCGCGCACCAGCCGGAGGAGAAAGGUGUUCUGGUUCCACAGAAACUCUCUGCUUCAAUGUAAUGAUUUGGUCUCCUGUGGUUUCACUGCAAGACACUGAAUUAUAUUUAGACUCUGGAAACUAAGGCAACCUCUGAGAUUCCCUCUGAGAAAAGGUGGAAGCUGCCUUUGGCCGAGAUGUCACGGCACCACAGUCGGUUUGAAAGAGAUUAUCGCAUAGGAUGGGACCGCCGAGAAUGGAGUGCCAAUGGGAACCAUGUGAAUAGCAGUAACUGUAACAGCACAGUCAACAGCAAUAGCAACAAUAGACCAGGACUUCUGCCUGUGCCAAUCGUGCCCUCACGGUUACAUGCUCCAGCCACAGUUGCUUGUACCACUGUCAACAGUGACGUGAUAACUACCCUUGUGGCCAAUUCUUCGGCAGCUUCAACAACCAAAACACCUUGCAUUUCGAAGACAGAGAAUCAGCCUCAAGGAUUAGCAACCAGUAUAAGGUGGGGACAGACACCCAUCAAUCAGUCUACACCCUGGGACACAGACGAGCCACCGUCUAAACAGAUGAGGGAGACUGAAAACCCAGGUACAGCUCCAUGGGUUACAACAGUUGCAGCAGGUAACCAGCCAACUCUUAUCACUCACUCAUAUGGGAUGACUCAGCCUCCGACCUUCAGCCCAGCAGUGAACGUCCAAGCCCCUGUCAUUGGAGUUACACCCUCACUCCCUCCACACGUCACCCCCCAGCUUCCAUUAAUGCCAGCUCAUUACCAGCUUCAGCAGCAGCCUUCACAGCCUCUGAGUAACAUGGUUGUGAACCUACAAAGCCAGCCUUUGUACACUAACAGCCAGUCCAUUACCAUGUCUUCUAUGACUGGAGUGGGUCAGGUGGCUCACCCAGGCCACAGUGCGGUAGGGAAUGGUCACAUGACAUGUCCUAUCCUGCCUCCACCGCCACCUGCUUUGCCUUCGGCUGCCCUACCUAAUAGUGUUCCAGCUACCAAUGGGCAGGCUGCUCCUCAGCUUCCUCCCAACCAGACGGGCAGUCAGGACAACACCAAUGGGGUACAGAUGCUACGGACUGUUGGUGUGGGGAAGUACGAGUUCACAGACCCUUGGCACCCGAAAGAAAUGUUGAAGGAGUUGAACCAGCAACGCAGAGCGAAAGAGUUUACAGACCUGAAAAUUAUUGUUGAAGGCAAAGAGUUUGAAGUCCACCAAAAUGUUCUAGCUUCCUGCAGCUUGUAUUUCAAGGACCUGAUUAAAAGGUCACCCCGGGACAGUAGCAGAAGUGGAGAGAAGCUGGAGUUGGAAUUAUCAAAUCUCACAGCGGACGUCCUGGAAUUACUGCUGGAAUUUGUUUACACAGGUUCCUUAGUGAUAGAUUCUGCCAACGCCAAAACCCUUCUGGAGGCUGCCAGCAAAUUCCAGUUCCAUACUUUCUGCAAAGUGUGUGUGUCAUUUCUAGAAAAACAAUUGACUGCUAUCAACUGUUUAGGAAUCUUAGCCAUGGCUGAAGCAAUGCAGUGCAGUGAGCUCUACAACAUGGCAAAGGCCUAUGCCCUGCAGAUCUUUCCUGAGGUGGCCACUCAGGAUGAGAUUCUCAACAUCUCAAAGGAUGACUUCAUUUCCUACAUGUCCAACGACAGUCUGAACACGAAAACAGAAGAGCUGGUUUAUGAAACAGUGAUCAAGUGGAUUAAAAAAGACGUGGCACACAGAGCCCAGUAUGCAGCUGAAUUGCUGGCAGUGGUCCGCCUACCCUUCAUCCAUCCCAGCUAUCUGCUAAAUGUUGUUGACAACGAGGAAUUGAUAAAGUCUUCAGAGGCUUGCCGGGAUCUAGUGAAUGAAGCAAAGCGUUAUCACAUGUUGCCGCACGCCCGACAAGAGAUGCAAACUCCAAGAACCCGGCCCAGGCUAUCAGCAGGUGUGGCUGAAGUAAUUGUACUAGUUGGAGGCCGACAGAUGAUUGGCAUGAAUCAACGAGCCUUAACCGCUGUAACAUGCUUCAAUCCUCAAAACAACAAAUGGUACCCGCUAGCCAGCCUGCCCUUUUAUGACCGGGAAUUUUUUAGCGUGGUGAGUGCUGGAGACAACGUCUAUCUCUCAGGUGGCAUGGAGUCCGGAGUCACACUGUCUGACGUCUGGUGUUAUAUGUCUCUACUUGAUAACUGGAAUCUCGUUUCCCGCAUGACAGUCCCAAGGUGUCGGCACAACAGCUUGGUGUAUGAUGGGAAAAUUUAUACCAUUGGAGGCCUUGGAGUAGCAGGAAAUGUUGAUCAUGUGGAGAGGUACGACACAAUCACCAAUCAAUGGGAGACCGUCGCUCCUUUGCCAAAGGCUGUGCAUUCCGCAGCUGCCACUGUUUGUGGCGGAAAGAUCUAUGUCUUUGGGGGCGUAAAUGAGGCUGGCCGUGCUGCUGGAGUCCUGCAGUCGUAUGUCCCUCAGACUAAUGCGUGGAGUUUUAUAGAGUCGCCCAUGAUAGAUAACAAAUACGCUCCUGCCAUCACCCUCAACGGUUUCAUCUUUAUUCUCGGAGGAGCCUAUGCACGAGCAACUACCAUCUAUGACCCAGAAAAAGGCAAUAUUAAAGCAGGCCCCAACAUGAACCACUCCAGGCAGUUCUGCAGUGCGGUCGUGCUUGACGGAAAAAUUUAUGCCACUGGUGGAAUUGUCAGUAGCGAAGGGCCGGCUCUAGGAAACAUGGAAGCCUAUGACCCCAAGACAAACACAUGGACGCUUCUACCCAACAUGCCGUGUCCUGUGUUCCGACAUGGCUGUGUAGUAAUUAAAAAAUACAUACAGAGUGGUUGAUGCCAACAAGGACUUGGAUGUCAAACUGACUGCCACCUGCCUACAGCAGACCCAAGAGAGAAACUGUCACAGUGGAGAAAAGUCAAGGAAAUCCAGUUGACGGAUACGUUGCUCUAAUAAUGACACAGUCUCUACAUUGAAUGUAGAAAUCCAUCCUCACCUUUUGGUGAAUGAGGAGCAGAGAGCUCUGUGGUAUGUCUACACUUGUGUAACUUUACACAGGUGUGCCACUAGAUGUCAUAGUGGCACUUUACUGACAUAAGGUGUGUGUUUUUUUCUACCCAGGUGCAAUAGCAUUUCUCAUAGGAUGAUCGACUAGCUGGGAGGGGGGAAAGAAUUUGCAUUAUCCUCCUAGAGAAGAAGAUUCUUGAAAUAACUGCAGCAGUUAGGUUUUGGUAUUACACAUUAAGCAUCCGGGGGUUCUUAAGAAAGGAAGGUCAAAGUGCCCUUACCACUUUGAUUGCUACUUUUGUUUUUAAAACCAACACAUGCUUUUCAGUACCAAUGACCGAGAAUUUAACAUGACAGACUGCGUAGAUUGAGGCCAGUCUUCCAUCAAAGCAAAUGUCUUUUUCCACAGCUCUUUAGAGCAGAGCUAAUAAAGGAUAGAGGUGUGUCUGUCUGUCUGUCUACUAGCAUUCCAUGUCCUUUUAACAAAAA
Molecule: messenger RNA, 3512 nt
Organism: Heteronotia binoei (common prickly gecko)
Lineage: Eukaryota; Metazoa; Chordata; Lepidosauria; Squamata; Gekkonidae
Gene: KLHL29
Product: kelch like family member 29
Exons: 14
Coding region: 222-2852 (876 amino acids)
Molecular function (GO): protein binding
Source: RefSeq, a predicted model, not a curated record